CAAGCCCAUAGUGGCAACAAUGAGGUGGGAAUGUGUGUGGUUGUCUUUUCUUGCUUUGUCUGUUGCCAGUGUCAUCGAUGUCCAAGCCAGACUGGUUCACAACCAUGUCAGCAGCAUCUGCAGCACAUGGGGCAGAGAGCACUUCAAGACAUUUGAUGGUGAUAUAUACCAGUUCCCUGGCAUGUGUGAAUACAACUUGGUAUCAGACUGCCACGAGUCCUACCAGGAGUUCUCAGUGCACAUGAAGAAGACGGAGAAUGAUGGAAACCCCACAGUGGGUUACGUGGUGAUCACCAUCGCUGACCUGUCAUUCAAACUCACUAAGAAUCUGGUCACUGUCAACAGCCUCCCUAUCAAAAUGCCAUACUACAAUGCAGGGGUACAAGUGGAAAAAAAUGCCAUUUACAUCAAGCUCCAGUCUAAAGUUGGCAUCACUGUCAUGUGGAACCGAGAUGAUGCAGUCACGGUUGAACUGGAUCACGACUAUUUUAACCGUACUUGUGGACUUUGUGGAGACUACAAUGGUGUCUCUGUCUACAAUGAGUUCAUUCAUUAUGAUCGCAAAAUUAGCCCCAUUGAGUUUGGCAACAAACAUAAAAUUCAUCGUCCAAAUGAGGAUUGUGAGGACCCCUAUGAAGAGGAAGAUGAAUCACGUGAGGCUCGGUCUGUGCCGGAUUCAUGCAAGGAGUUUCAAACCAUCUGUGACCAGAGGCUGCGUUCAGAGUCCUGGAGCUCCUGCACUGAACUGGUUAACCCUGAGUCUUAUAUUGAGGCCUGUGUGCAGGACAUGUGUAGCUGCGACAACAGCACAAGCGAUUUCUGUCUCUGCAGGACACUGUCUGAGUUCUCUCGACAGUGUUCUCACGCUGGAGGGCACCCUCCCAACUGGAGGACACCUCAGUUCUGUGCAAUACAAUGCCCAUUCAACAUGGUUUAUGAAGAGACUGGCUCCCCAUGCAUGGAAACAUGUACACAUCUAGACACAGGUUCACUGUGUGAGGACCACAAACUGGACGGCUGCUUCUGUCCUCCUGGGACUGUGCUUGAUGAUAUUUCCAAGAGAGGGUGCAUCAAUCAGUCUGAAUGUCAGUGCAAACAUGACAAAAUCUAUAACCCUGGUGAGGUUUAUCGACAGGACACAGAGGAAUGUACAUGUUUUGAGGGUAAAUGGUAUUGUGAGAGUCUUGAAACACCGGCUACAUGCGCAGUUGAAGAGGGGUCACAUGUAACUACCUUUGAUGGGAAAACAUACACCUUCCACGGAGACUGUUACUACACCCUAGCCAAAGUGGACAGCAGGGAUGAUGCAAGUCCAAAGUUUACAAUCCAGGUUCAGUUGGUGCCAUGUGCAAAUCAGAAGUUUGACACUUGUCUUAAAACCCUUAAAAUCAUUCUGAACAAUGACAAAAACAAUGUAUUAAUGUUCACUUCUGAAGGCACAGUAAAGCAAAAUAUGCAGACCAUCGGUUUGCCAUAUCAGUCAGGUGGCAUCAACAUAUUCCACGCUUCAUCUUUUCACAUCCUGCUGCAGACCACUUUUGGGUUGCAAAUUCAGAUCCAGCAUGUGCCUGUCAUGCAAGUGUAUGUCAGUCUAGAGCAGAGCUACAGAACAAAGACACGUGGUUUAUGUGGGAACUUCAAUAUGGCCCUGUCUGAUGACAUGAAGUCUCCUCAGGGGAUUGUUGAGGGAACGCCAGCAACUUUUUGUAACUCCUGGAAAGUUAACCCCACGUGUGGAGACAGAGAGGAAAGACUUGAUGACCCCUGUUCCCUCAGUGUGGAAAAUGAGAAUUAUGCCAGACAUUGGUGUGCCUUGCUACUAAAUCCAAACAGCACUUUUGGACAGUGUCACUCAGUGGUGGAUCCUGAGAUGUACCACAAGCGAUGUACCUAUGCCAGCUGUAAUUGUGAGAAGAGCGAGGCCUGCCUGUGUGCUGUAUUGUCCUCCUACGCACGGGCUUGUGCAUCAAAAGGAGUGUUCUUGACAGGCUGGAGAGAGAACGUGUGUGAUAAAUACUCAAAGAGCUGCCCAGCAUCUCAGACCUUCUCAUACAAGCAUCAGAGAUGCCAGCUGACUUGCAAGUCGCUGGGCUCCACACAGCAGAGUUGCAGCUCUGACUUCCUGCCUGUGGAUGGCUGCUCCUGCUCUGAGGGUUCCUACCUGAAUGAAAAUGGAGUCUGUGUCCCCAUGGCCAAAUGUUCCUGCUACCAUAACGAAGUCUACAUUAAGGCAGGAAAGUCUAUCAGCAUCAAAGACGACCACUGCGUGUGCACCAAUGGAGAUCUUCAUUGCCAUUCUUGGAGAUUCCGCUCAUCAACCUGUCCCAUUCCAAAAGAAUACUUCAACUGCUCCACUGCAAGCACAGGGGAACUUGGAGUGCAAUGUGCUCGAACAUGUUUAAAUCUGGACAACGAUGAUUGUGACUCCACCGAGUGUGAAUCUGGCUGUCAGUGUCCAAACGGCCUUCUUGAUGAUGGCAAAGGUUCCUGUGUGACAGAGAAUGACUGUCCAUGCAAGCAUGAUGGGUACCUUUAUGCCCCUGGAGCACAAAUCCCCAACGAAUGCAACACCUGUACCUGCAAAAGUGGAAAAUGGAAGUGCACACACAAGAAAUGCCCAGGAACUUGCAUUAUUUAUGGGAGUGGUCACUACAAUACAUUUGAUAAGAAAACAUAUGGGUUUCAAGGAGAUUGCGCCUUUGUUGCUGUCAAGAACAAAUGUGGCAAUAAAACAGUACAGGACAACUUUGGAGUCAUCACGGAAAAUGUACCAUGUGGAUCUACCGGCACAACUUGCUCUAAAACUGUCAGAAUCCAACUAGGGCGAAAGGAAAUCAAACUAUCAAAGGGUAAAUAUGAAGAGCAGGACCUGGUAAAUGGCACUCUGAUUCAGUACGAAAUAAGGGAAGUUGGCAUGUAUCUGGUGAUAGAAUCAGCCAUUGGUCUGGCAGUGAUUUGGGAUCGCAAAACUGCUGUUCGCAUACUCCUGGAACCAGAGCACAGCGGAGAGGUAUGUGGUCUGUGUGGCAACUUUGAUGGUGAUGGACAGAACGACUUCACCACCAAGGGUCAGCUAGUAGUGAGCAAUGUAUUAGAAUUUGCAAACAGCUGGAAAGUGUCAAGCGGCUGCCCAGAUUUGGAAACAAAUGUUGAUCCUUGUGGAGCAAGACCCCAUCGACAUCACUGGGCGAAACUGAUGUGCAGCAUUAUAACUGGAGAGACUUUCAAAGCCUGCCACAAUACGGUUGAUUCCCGUCCAUUUUAUGAAAAUUGUGUGAAAGACUCAUGUGCCUGCGACUCUGGAGGAGACUGUGAGUGUUUCUGCACAGCAGUUGCAGCUUAUGCUCAGGCUUGUAAUGAGGCUGGUGUCUGUGUUGCAUGGAGAACUCCGGACAUAUGUCCUGUCUUUUGUGAUUACCACAACAACCCAGGUGAAUGCAACUGGCACUACAGCCCUUGUCACACACCCUGCUAUAAGACCUGUUUAAAUCCACAAGGAAAUUGUAGCAACCCUAUACCCAACUUGGAAGGGUGUUACCCAUUAUGCCCGCCAGAUAAGCCCAUAUUUGAUGAGGUUACCAAGGAGUGUGUGGAGGAAUGUGCCGGCACGACAACUUUACCCCCGUCUUCCACAACCACAGAAUUAACAACAACAACAACGGAAUCCACUACUUCAACUGAGAAGCCAACUACACCUACAACCGAAAAAACAACCACAAUUACCAAGCCAACUACAACUAAAGGACCAAUCACAACCACAACUGAAGCACCAACCACAACUACAACUGAAGCACCAACCACAACUACAACAUCUACAAAACCACCAACUGAACCCACUACUCCAACUGAGAAGCCAACUACACCUACAACCGAAAAAACAACCACAACUACCAAGUCGACAGCACCACCAACUGAACCCACGACUUCAACUGAGAAGCCAACUGCAACUACAACUAAAGGACCAACUGCAACCACAACUGAAGCACCAACCACAACUACAACAUCUACAAAACCACCAACUGAACCCACUACUCCAACUGAGAAGCCAACUACACCUACAACUGAAAAAACAACCACAACUACCAAGUCGACAGCACCACCAACUGAACCCACUACUUCAACUGAGAAGCCAACUACAGCUGAAGCACCAACCACAACCACAUCUACAAAACCACCAACCGAAUCCACUACUCCAACUGAGAAGCCAACUACACCUACAACCGAAAAAACAACCACAACUACCAAGUCGACAGCACCAUCAACUGAACCCUCUACUCCAACUGAGAGGCCAACUACAACUAAAGGACCAACCACAACCACAACUGAAGCACCAACCACAACCACAACAUCUACAAAACCACCAAUUGAACCCACUACUCCAACUGAGAAGCCAACUACACCUACAACUGAAAAAACAACCACAACUACCAAGUCAACAGCACCA
Messenger RNA from Scatophagus argus, 4444 nucleotides. It is a transcript of the gene muc2.1, whose product is annotated as mucin 2.1. The record is from RefSeq and is a predicted model, not a curated record. NCBI's taxonomy places the organism in Eukaryota, Metazoa, Chordata, Actinopteri, Scatophagidae. Gene Ontology annotation, cellular component: extracellular matrix. The annotation marks the transcript as partial. Gene Ontology annotation, molecular function: protein binding. The transcript is spliced from 28 exons.